Eurytemora carolleeae is the source of this 2251-nucleotide messenger RNA. RefSeq names its product cyclin-dependent kinase 14 (gene Eip63E). The coding region runs from base 611 to 2203 and encodes 530 amino acids. Gene Ontology annotation, cellular component: cytosol; cytoplasm; nucleus. NCBI's taxonomy places the organism in Eukaryota, Metazoa, Arthropoda, Copepoda, Calanoida, Temoridae. Gene Ontology annotation, molecular function: heme binding; cyclin binding; cyclin-dependent protein serine/threonine kinase activity. The record is from RefSeq and is a predicted model, not a curated record. Gene Ontology annotation, biological process: protein phosphorylation. The transcript is spliced from 19 exons.
AACCUUGUUACAGACAACACUCUAAUUUUCUCCGUCCUUCCAACGAGCUCUCUAACCGUUCCUUAGAGUUCAGUUAAAAAUCUCCAAAACAAUAUUAUAUAAUGGUUAUCAGUUUUUCUGGCUUUCUCUAAACCCAGAGAAACGUUUCUUGGAUCACUCCAGAAACAGAUUUGCCCGAGCUGCCAGGAUUUUACUGCAGAGAUCUACACCAACAAUUCUAUCCAAACCAAACCAAUAAUUCUAUCCAAACCAAACCAACAAUUCUAUCCAAACCAAACCAAUAAUUCUAUCCAAACCAAACCAAUAAUUCUAUCCAAACCAAACUCAAAUUGUCAAGAAUUGAAAGCUACCGUCAAGUUUUAACAGUAUCUCUAGAACCGGAAAUGUGAGGAAAUGAGGUUAAUAGACACUUCCGGUUUGAAUUGGAUCCAAUAUACGAGUAUUAACAAUGCAAUAUGAGUUUAAACUUGAGGAAUAAAUUUCACAAAUAUUUGAGCCUUCAACACUUUUUUCAAGGUUGAACACAGGAACUAUAAAGAAAAUUAACAACACCCUAGAGAAAACCAUCAAAACUUAAAGUUUAAUUUUUGCGGGAAAACCGUAAAGAAAGAUGGACGGUCGGUGCGCAGACUGCAGUGCUCGGGGAGUAUCUAACCAUGGACAUUUCUCAGGAGUUGUGUACAGAGAAAAGAAGGAUACAAGUGCAUUCUCCAAGGUGAUGAAGAUCAAGAAGCGUCUCAGCCAAAGCUUUGGGAAACUCAGUAUAAGUAAGGACGGAUCUCCUGACUCCUCUGGAACCCGUCCUUCUCCUCCAACUAAACUGGAUAAGCUCCGGUUUGCUGGGUACUCUGCAGAGUUCCUGGAUAGAGUUGAACCUAACGGAAAUAUUCCAGACAGAUGUGCUCCAGGUUGGGAAAGGUUGCAUGGAAGUGAUGAUGGUUGUACAACUGCAAAACAUUCAGUAUUUCCAAAGUCCUGCAGUAGUGCUGAGGGUCUGGUGGAUGGAGAUAUGAAAAGACAGUUAUCCGUCUCAUCAGACUCUAGAUUGCUGGACGAGGAGAUCAAGAAUGAGAUGACUCGUGUUAUUAUGCGAGUUAAGAAACCCAGACGUCCAAAGUCAGAAGUUUUCCUUGACCAGGAUGAUAGGCGAAGAUCAAAGCGGUAUUCAGCCUUUGGUGGAAACAGUCCGUUUGGAAAACUGGAAGCAUAUGUAAAGCUGGAGCAGCUCGGAGAAGGGUCCUACGCCACAGUAUUUAAAGGGUACAGUAAUCUGACGAAACAAGUUGUAGCUUUGAAGGAAAUCAGGCUUCAAGAGGAGGAGGGUACACCAUUUACAGCUAUCAGAGAAGCCAGUCUACUGAAAGAACUCAAGCACGCCAAUAUCGUCACUCUUCAUGAUAUCAUUCACACCAAGUCCUCGCUGACCUUUGUCUUCGAGUUCGUUAACACAGAUCUCUCUCAGUACCUGGAAAAGCAUCCUGGAGGAUUGAUUGGAAAGAAUGUGAAACUACUGAUGUUCCAGUUGUUAAGAGGACUAGCAUACUGUCAUUGUAGGAGAAUACUUCACAGGGACGUAAAACCACAGAAUCUGCUCAUCUCAGAAGCCGGAGAAUUGAAGUUAGCAGACUUUGGUCUAGCCAGAGCAAAAUCCGUUCCAAGUCACACUUACUCACACGAGGUCGUUACACUGUGGUAUCGUCCUCCUGACGUUCUUCUCGGACAAACAAACUACACAACAAGUCUAGAUAUCUGGGGUGCUGGCUGUAUAUUUGUGGAGAUGAUAAACGGCUAUCCCUGCUUCCCUGGGGUUAGAGAUGUUUUUGAUCAGUUGGAUAAAAUAUUCAGAGUGACUGGUACUCCUACUGAGGAAGUAUGGCCUGGAGUCUCUAGUUUACCAAACUACAAGCUUCAUAAACUCUGCUACUAUAAGAACCAGAGACUGGGUCAGGUGUGGCCUCGUCUUCAUGAAAUACCGUUUGCUGAAUCCCUUGGCAACCUCCUUCUUCAACCUAGAGCAAACAAACGAUUAGGGGCAGAACAGGCACUUAGGCACAGAUUCUUUAGUGAUUUACCGGCUAAACUACUCGAUCUAACUGAUGACCAGCACAUUUAUGCUGUUCCAGGAGUCAAGUUUCAUCAUGAAGAGCAGAGAUACUCCGUCCUAAAAGCAGCAGCAGCAGAGCUCAGAAGUCGUCACCGGUAAUAGUAUUCUUAUGACAACCAGGGUAUUUGCAGCUCAAGAGUCAAGACA